Molecule: messenger RNA, 1920 nt
Organism: Aricia agestis (brown argus)
Lineage: Eukaryota; Metazoa; Arthropoda; Insecta; Lepidoptera; Lycaenidae
Gene: atms
Product: RNA polymerase II-associated factor 1 homolog
Exons: 10
Coding region: 129-1871 (580 amino acids)
Biological process (GO): transcription elongation by RNA polymerase II
Cellular component (GO): Cdc73/Paf1 complex
Molecular function (GO): chromatin binding; RNA polymerase II complex binding
Source: RefSeq, a predicted model, not a curated record
CUCUCGAAAGUCGAACUCGAUAUAAAUUACGUUUACAGAUUUUGCUAGAGAAAAAUCUACAACUAGGAAUAGGUAAAUUAUGGAAAAAUAAUUGUGAUGUAAAGAAAAUUACUCGACAAAUAGUGAAGAUGCCGCCAACUGUCCAAACAAAUGAACAAGAGCGGGAGAAACGACCAGUUCGGACUGGGGAGAGGAGGUCUGAAUUAGUGACACGCGUCAAGUAUUGUAACACUCUACCCGAUAUACCCUUUGAUUUAAAAUUUAUCACAUACCCAUUUCCAUCGACAAGAUUCAUUCAAUAUAAUCCUACAUCCCUUGAGAAAAACUACAGAUAUGAAGUUUUGACUGAGCACGAUCUAGGUGUGCACAUCGACUUGAUAAACCGCGAUAUAUAUCAGGGUGAUGGGAAUGCAAUUUUGGACCCAGCUGAUGAGAAGCUUCUAGAAGACGAUGUACUCACUCCACAGGACUCGAAACGAUCACGUCACCACGCUAAAAAUGUUUCUUGGUUGCGGCGCUCAGAAUAUAUCUCUACAGAACAGACUAGGUUUCAGCCACAAUCAAUGGAAAAGGUUGAAGCCAAGGUGGGUUACAAUGUCAAGAAGAUAUUCAGUGAAGAAACUCUGUAUAUGGACAGGGAUAGUCAAAUUAAGGCUAUUGAAAAGACCUUUGAAGACAAUAAGAAGCCCAUUGAGAAACAUUACAGCAAGCCAGGCGUGACUCCGGUUGAGAUUAUGCCAGUAUUCCCAGAUUUUGAGAUGUGGAAGUAUCCAUGUGCGCAGGUCAUAUUUGAUUCCGACCCCGCACCGGCAGACAAGAAUGUGGCGGGACAGAUUGAAGCUAUGUCUCAAGCUAUGAUCAGAGGUGUGAUGGAUGAAAGUGGUGAACAAUUUGUUGCCUACUGCUUACCAACGGAGGACACAAUACAAAAACGACGCAGAGAUAUCACUGAGAAUAUUCCAUACAUGGAUGGGGACACUUAUGAGUACAAGAUGGCUAGAGAAUACAACUGGAACGUAAAGAGUAAAGCCUCCAAAGGCUAUGAGGAGAAUUACUUCUUGGUGGUCCGCAACCACUGCAUCUACUACAACGAGUUGGAGACUCGCGUGCGGCUGUCGAAGCGCCGCGCGCGGGCGGGGGCGGCGGCGCAGGCGCUCACGCGGCUGGUGGUCACGCACCGCCCGCUCAGUGCCGCAGAACACCGCAUGCUCAGGCUGAGAGAGAAACAGCUGGAGCCCGCACAGGAGGAAGAAGAAGAAGACGAGGAGGAAGACGAAGAAGAAGAGGAGGAUAAACACGAGCAGACCCAAGAUAAAGAAAGAUCCCGUUCUCGGUCGAAGUCAGGAUCGAAGUCUCCUGCGGGCUCGGACAAGGGUUCGCGCUCGCGGUCGGGGUCGCGUUCCAAGUCGCGGUCGCGGUCGCGUUCCAAGUCGCGGUCGCGGUCGCGCUCCAAGUCGCGGUCGCGCAGUCGCUCGCGUUCCGCCUCCGGCUCGCGGAAAUCUCGCUCGAGGUCCGGCUCAGCUCAGUCCGGCUCAGCCAGAUCUGGUUCGGGGCGCUCGCGGUCUGGGUCUCGCGCGUCAUCGCGGGCGAGCUCCGCCAGCCGCGCCAGUCGCGCCAGCUCUAAGGGAUCUAAUAAGGGCUCUAAGGCGUCCUCCCGGGCGAGUUCCCGCGCGUCGUCUCACGCGUCGCGUCGCUCGUCCGGCAGCCGGCGAUCUUCGCGCGCGUCCUCGCGCUCGCGCCAGUCGUCACGCACCAGCUCGCGCGCCCGCAGUCGCUCCGCGAGUGGCUCGCGACAGGGCCAGGGGUCCCGCAGCGGGUCCCGGAGCGGGUCGGCGUCCAGCGCCUCGUCUAGGAAGAGUGGAUCCGACUAAACUUAUCGUCGUAUUUUACACAUACCUCAAUAUAUUUGACGGUAAUACA